Messenger RNA from Trifolium pratense (red clover), 976 nucleotides. Its product is annotated as eukaryotic translation initiation factor. Gene Ontology annotation, molecular function: translation initiation factor activity; RNA 7-methylguanosine cap binding. The record is from RefSeq and is a predicted model, not a curated record. Gene Ontology annotation, cellular component: cytoplasm; eukaryotic translation initiation factor 4F complex. The coding region runs from base 109 to 726 and encodes 205 amino acids. Lineage: Eukaryota; Viridiplantae; Streptophyta; Magnoliopsida; Fabales; Fabaceae. Gene Ontology annotation, biological process: translational initiation. The transcript is spliced from 5 exons.
UGGGCCAAAAGUUAACAGGCCAAAACAAAACCCAUAAAGAAAAUUCUCACACAACACAAACCAAAAACCUCACAAAUCUCUUUCCUUCUUUCUCGACAGAAAGAAAAGAUGGCAACAACAGAACCACUCGUUGAAGGUUCCACGGCAGAAGAAGUGGCGGCGGCGGUAGCCGUACCGGCACCAGAAGCAGGGUUAAAGCACAAACUAGAGAGAAAGUGGACUUUCUGGUUCGAUAACCAAUCCAAACCUAAACAAGGUGCUGCUUGGGGAACAUCUCUUCGUAAGGUUUACACCUUCGAUACCGUUGAAGAGUUCUGGUGUUUGCAUGAUCAGAUAUUCAAGCCAAGCAAGUUACCUGGCAAUGCUGAUUUUCACUUGUUUAAGGAUGGGAUUGAACCAAAAUGGGAAGAUCCUGAAUGUGCCAAUGGAGGAAAGUGGACCCUCACCAGCAAAGGAAAGGGAAACCUUGAUACCACGUGGCUUGAAACUUUGAUGGCUUUAAUUGGGGAGCAAUUUGGAGACUCCGAAGACAUUUGCGGCGUAGUUGUGAGUGUGCGCCAGUGGCAGGACAAACUUUCAUUGUGGACAAAAACAGCAGCUAAUGAGUCUGUCCAGAUGGGCAUCGGAAGGAAGUGGAAGGAGAUCAUUGAUGUUAGCGACAAGUUGACCUAUAACUUUCAUGAAGAUUCUAAAAAUCGGGGUGCAAAGGCUCGUUACACUGUAUAAACACUACCAGAGCAUUUUUCCGCGCUUGUACUGGCAAAGCUGUUGUACGCCAUGUGUAUUAGAAGGCACUUCUAUUUUGGUUGAGACUUCAAAUUUAAUUUUGUACCCAUUUCCCUCUUUUGGGUGUAAUACUAUUAUACCUUUUUUCCCCUCCAAUUCUUGAGAUUUUCUGUCAUUUUUCAUUAUAGUUCAUUUGCACUUUUAAUUGUAACGUUAUCAAAAGCUUGAAAUUUUGAAUAUUUCUAGUCCA